AUGAAUAACGGCUCCAUGAGAACCGAGGUGAAAGAGAAUGAUAUACCCGACACUAUGCAAGAAACUAUCCCUCCACCUGCAUCAGAAAUGAAGAAAAACGUCAUUCACUACGGAUUCGCCAGAAUCUACCCAGGUGUUCAUACAAUUGAGAACGCUUACACAUGUCCAGUGCUGGCAAUACAUACUUGGGAUGAUGUAUGCCCACAGUCUAAUAAUUAUAUAGUAACAGAGAAUGGUAGAACAGCAUUGAUUGGAAAACAUAUGGUUAAGGAUGAAGUUGCUAAUCGUCUUACAUCAUCAAUCAAACCGAAUAUACACAGGACGCGACAAAUGGGAAAUAUUAAAGUGAUUCCAGUAGAAGACAUUAUUUCCAUAUCGAUUUCAACGGACGCAUCCAAGGAAAUCGAACAGCAAGCUUCCAGACAUCUUAUUACACUGCCAAAAGCUAAAAAACGUACAUUUUGCCAACUGAUAAGGGAUUGCUUGAGCGCCAUAUGCUGUUGUUGUUGUCAUGAAAACGUACACAAUGAGCCUAAGUACCACAUUACAACGAACACAAUCGAACAUGAAAAUCGUUCUAUCAGUGUCAUCAUCGAGUAUCUGUACUAUUCUCAUAUCAAUACGCCAUCCCAUAUCGGUGUUCUCGCCGCAUCUGACCAAAUGAAUUUCUACAAGAAUCGGCUGCAGUUUGAAAAAUUGGAAUUUUUCUUGCUAAAAAACACAGAAUUCAAUCGUGCUGAGUAUGCUAUUAAGCGACAGCAAGGUGAAACGCUAUGUCGUCUUGUAAUGCAACUGAAGGCCAUGCAAGGGAAUUACCCAGAUUCGUCUCAACUCGAAGAGAUUAUCAGUGAAAAGGACGUGCAUUUGUUUGGUGAUGAUCCUCAAGAGUAUGUUCCACCGCUGGGCACCCAAGCACCACCAUGGGCCAAUGAAACACAUUCGAACUUUCGAUUUUGA
Molecule: messenger RNA, 957 nt
Organism: Rotaria socialis
Lineage: Eukaryota; Metazoa; Rotifera; Eurotatoria; Philodinida; Philodinidae
Source: the annotation of a GenBank genome assembly